Molecule: messenger RNA, 2439 nt
Organism: Arachis ipaensis
Lineage: Eukaryota; Viridiplantae; Streptophyta; Magnoliopsida; Fabales; Fabaceae
Biological process (GO): Golgi vesicle transport
Cellular component (GO): membrane
Source: RefSeq, a predicted model, not a curated record
AUGCUGCUUAUCUUAUUAUCUCGGCCAGGUCAAAACACAGAGAAGCUUCUACUUUCAACUUUGAGGGAAAAGCCAUGUUGUAGCUUCAUGUUGCAGCUUUCUGGAAAACGACGGCGUACCACCCGACAAGCAUGAUGGCUAUGACACGUGUUCUAUAUCCAAUCCAUAAAUUCGCUUUACCAAUCGCCAAUAAUACAUUUAGCGAAACAAAAGAGAAAAUUAAUUAGCUUCGUGAAUGCGAUCACGUGUAUGGUGUAAAGUAACCGGAUCCACCAAACGAGCUUCCUGUGUGCCAACUUCCAUAGCUGCAAGCUUGCAACACAGAUUCCAUAUCUCGGAUUCAUCCUUCUUCUCCAUUAUCGAUUUUAUUAUUCAAUAUCCAUGGCAUCCACUUUUAAUCGAUGGGAGAAAGAUCCUUUCUUUACCGCUGCCGAACAAGUUCAGGAGUCCGCAGACAGGAUGGAAUCUGCGUUUAGGGCAUGGAUUCAUGCAAAGAAAGAUGCGUGCAGCCCUUGGAACUCUGAUGAAAUAUGCCGGGAUGUGCAUACUGCUCUUGGCACUGCUAAAUGGCAGUUAGAUGAAUUUGAAAAAGCGGUUACAUCGAGUUAUAACAAUAGCUCAACUAAGGAUGCAAGAAAUAGGCACCAAGAUUUCAUUUCUGCCAUUGUUGACAAGAUUACAAAAGUUGAACAUUCCUUAAAUGAGUCCCUUCAUCCAGGUAACAAGGUGCCUCUGCCUUGGGUGCGGCUAGAUGAAGGAGAAAGAGACGAGCUCGCAUUGUUCCUUUCCGGUAUGCCAGAGGCUGAAGGAAAAUCUGUUGGUAGAGACCAUGAGGAUUCACAGUCAACAUCUGGCUGGGGCUCCACACUAGAAGUGGAGGACAAAUCACCUGGGCAUCGCAGGGCGGCUAGUGCUGAUGCCCAUGUUAGUUCUUGGAAAAUUGCUGUUUCUGAUGAGCUUCAACAACGCAAUACCCCCGACGGUUCUUCUGGUGCUAUGCAUAAGGUAGCCAGUCUCUCUGCGUUUGUUAGCUCCAUGGAAUCAGUCUCUAAGUUGAAGUGGGCCAAGAAUGGUUAUAAAAAGCUCAAAGCAGGAAAUCAUCAUCAAGAAAGUGAUAAUGCACUGCUACCAUCAGCGCAAUUGAAUGGGGGCUUGAAUUCAUGCUAUGAAAGAAGUAAGAGUUACCUUGAUAGCUGUGAUGAAUGUUAUGAUAAGCAACUAUAUGGAUGGUAUGGGGCUAUUCAAAGACAGCUUCAAAGAUCUCAAUACCAAAUGCAGUACAGUAGGCCUGUUCAGUUAACUGUGUGGAUAUCUAUUCUCCUUUGCAUGAUAGGUAAGCUCUGGAUCUUUCUUUGUUUGCAUGUAUGAAACUUUAUUCCUACAAAAAAGUGUGCAUUUGCAUGUUCUGCAAUUUCUUAGCCUUAGGCACUGCUUUGUACAACUGUACAUGAUUCUGUUGAGUUUUUCAUGCUUUCCCUGUUUGUGAUUUUGUUGCUGUGUAUAUUUGACACAUAGACACAAAGCUAUUUCGAAUUUACAGAACUUUUUUAUAUAAGAUGCAUUUUUUUAAGAUGAACCUCAAAUAUCGUGCUAGAAUCAUAUUUGAGGUGGGGAGGUUUUGUAAUGUUUCCAGUUUUUAAGUUUCAGUAGGAAACUUCUGUAGUUGGCUGCUUUUAUCAUGGGGUUUCUGUGAGCAUCCAACCAUAUAUCUUGGUGUAUAUAGUUUUGUGUUGUGCUCGCACCUUAUAGACUAAAGGAUGAUGUAAUUGUGUCAAUUGUUGCUUAUACCAAUGUUAUUGACUUAUUGUUCAAUUAUCAUUUUAUUUCUCCUCCAUUUUAUAAUGUGAAUACACCUACAUGUUUGCUUACAAUGCUGAUUUCUCUGCAGUUUUAAUUGCUUUUUGCACAAUGUAGUAAGGAAGAUUUAGAUACAUUAUCUAUCAAUUUGUGGUUGGCGCCAAGGGGAACAGAAACAUUCUUUCAGUACAAGCUCAUAUAUGUUGUUGCUUAAGCAGGUGAGAGUUUUUUCUGGUUCACUAACAUACCCCGUGUCGAUGUACAAGGUGGUUUGAUAUCACUAGGUAGUAUUUAGAGUGGUCCUUAAUCCUAGGCAGCAGUAGCACAUCCUGACCUUUUUGUACUAUUUGCUCUAGCCCCUCCAUUUCAAUUUUGUCUCACUAAAGUGUGUUCGAGACAAAGGGGGAAUAACCUACUAAAUGUCGUUUCAUGUAUGUCUGUCUAGUGAAUUGAGAACUGUAUUGUGUACCAAAGCUUUUAGGCUUUAGCCCUGCAUGUAAAAAUUCAGGAUCAUAUACUAUCAAAUUGCUGGAAAGUAACAAGGAACCAUGGAAGUAAAACUGGGUAGACUUAUCUAUAUUUCUUUCAGCUUAUGUGAUGCUCCCUUUUUUGAGGAUACAAUCAUACAAGGCAGUUGAUUAA